AUUCCACCAUGCCUACGCAAGCUCUGCACAGACCUCUCGCUCCAUAAAUUGAGAGGCUGCUGAUGGUCUCAGCAUCAGACAGCAAAGAGGCUUCCAAGCUACCCUUGCCUGCUCCAGCUCCAGCCACCACUUCUCCAGCAACAUGAAGGUGUUUGUGGUUGCCCUCACCAUCCUCAUUGUUGCCUUCUGCUACCAGACCUCUGCUGCUCCACUUGGCUCCGACCCACCAACCUCCUGCUGUUUCUCCUACGUCUCGCGGCAGCUGCCCCGCACCUUUGUGAAGGAUUACUACGAAACCAACAGCCAGUGCUCCCAGCCUGCUGUCGUGUUCAUCACCAGGAAGGGCCGGGAGGUCUGUGCCAACCCCAGGGAGGACUGGGUCCAGCAGUAUGUGAACGAGCUGGAGCUGGACUGAGCUCCUGCGCAGAGCCAGCUGCUCCCUGUCCCCACUGCCGGGAGGGACAGGUGUCACCAGCUGGGGUCCACUGGAAGGGCUUCAAUGUCAUUUAGAGCUAGCUGAGAAACUGAAAACAUUCCAAAACACAACUUAAUGUUGUGUAUUUAAUUUUUUAUAGGGGAGGGAUCAAGUGCAAUAACUCUGAGAUAAAAAAAAAAACUUAUUUAAUAUGUUUUUGGGGGGUUUUUUUGC
Molecule: messenger RNA, 649 nt
Organism: Zonotrichia albicollis (white-throated sparrow)
Lineage: Eukaryota; Metazoa; Chordata; Aves; Passeriformes; Passerellidae
Product: C-C motif chemokine 4 homolog
Biological process (GO): positive regulation of GTPase activity; antimicrobial humoral immune response mediated by antimicrobial peptide; positive regulation of cell migration
Cellular component (GO): extracellular region
Molecular function (GO): CCR chemokine receptor binding; chemokine activity
Source: RefSeq, a predicted model, not a curated record